AUGAAUGCUAAGACUAUAGAGCAGACUCCUUUGCAACAGCAAUUAGGACUGAACGGGGACAGCACUAGCAUCGAUUCGACUUCACCUGUCCUAGACGCCGCAGCAGUGAUUGAAGCUCGCAGAAAGCGGCGAGAGGCUAUCAAGAAUCAGUAUCGCACCCAAGCUCCGCCACUUCUUGUUCAAGCCCUGGGUGCUACGUCUGAGGUUCCUAGCAACUCUUUGAGCACAACUCCAAAUAGAUCAGUCUCACCCUCUCCUGCUCCGCUUUCAGUUCCUGGAACUCCCACGGCUAUGGAGAGUUCUGCCACACAUUCACCUCUCUCUAAUCUCACAAAGGACGAAGCUGCAGGCUCGGACGAUAUGUUUGGCUCUCCUCGAGACGAGGAUGAGCCUUCUGCUGCUGACUAUGAUCCGACUGCUGACAUGCAGGACGAACGAGCAAGGCACGACAAGCGAAUGUUCAAAGAGGAUGAAAGAUCCGAGGAGAAAGCUGGCCAACAAGUCCUCGAACAGACCAACGCUCUCAUCGAAACUAAGAAACACGACGAAUUUGAUAUGUUUGCUGAGGAGGACGAUGACAUGUUUGCCGAACAACCUACGCAGAAGUCAAAGGUGGCCACAGCAGCCAGGACACUCGACCAAGGCAUGAUGGAUAAUUGGGAUGAUGCGGAUGGGUACUACCUGACCACCCUGCGGGAGAAGAUCGAUGACCGAUACGAGGUGACGGCAAACCUCGGUCGCGGUAUGUUCGCAUCUGUCAUUCGUGCUAUAGACACGAAGGCCGAUAAGCCCGUGGCUAUCAAAAUCAUUCGCAACAACGAAAGCAUGAAAAAGGCUGGUCAUAAAGAGGUGGAUAUCCUUAAAGACCUUGCUGCGAACGAUCCAGAUGAUCGCAAGCAUGUUGUUCGGCUCCUUCGAUCGUUCGAACACAAAGGUCAUCUUUGCAUGGUUUUCGAGAACAUGGACAUGAAUCUGAGAGAAGUUCUUAAGAAGUUCGGUCGCGAGAUUGGUCUGAACCUCAAGGCUAUCCGAGCUUAUUCACAACAACUAUUUUUGGGUCUAAGUUUGCUCCGGAAGUGUCAGUACUUGCACGCUGAUCUCAAGCCAGACAACAUUCUCGCAGACGAAAGUAGGAUGAAGAUCAAGAUUGCGGAUCUGGGCUCCGCUUCUCCAAUCACAGAAAAUGCUACUGCACCAUAUCUUGUGUCUCGGUUCUACCGUGCACCGGAGGUCAUCCUUGGCAUUGACUAUGACUAUGGGAUCGACAUGUGGUCGGUUGGCUGCACUCUAUUCGAACUUUAUACUGGCAAGAUUCUGUUCACAGGACGAAACAACAACAACAUGCUCAAAACGAUCAUGGAAUGUCGCGGUAAAUUUCCGCAUAAGCUGCUCCGAAAGGGUAGUUUGACAUACGAAUAUUUCGAUGAUCUUUUGAACUUCAAAUCGCAAGAACAAGACAAAGCUACAGGUCGGAUUGUUACGAGGAAUAUCGAUAUCAAGGCCAAGCCAGUAAGAGAUCUGAGAUCGAGGCUGAUUCCAAAAGAUCGAAGGUUGAAUGAGCAGGAUAAGAAGGAAUUGGAAUCAUUUGUCGAUUUGCUCGAUAAGUGCUUGGACUUGAGACCUGACAAGAGGAUCACGCCUACUGAGGCUUUGAAGCAUCCAUUUAUCACGAAGGCGAAAUAG
Molecule: messenger RNA, 1683 nt
Organism: Lithohypha guttulata
Lineage: Eukaryota; Fungi; Ascomycota; Eurotiomycetes; Chaetothyriales; Trichomeriaceae
Gene: PRP4
Product: U4/U6 small nuclear ribonucleoprotein prp4
Exons: 3
Coding region: 1-1683 (560 amino acids)
Biological process (GO): peptidyl-serine phosphorylation; mRNA cis splicing, via spliceosome; peptidyl-threonine phosphorylation
Molecular function (GO): ATP binding; protein serine/threonine kinase activity
Source: RefSeq, a predicted model, not a curated record